CAAAGAUCACUGCUGCAUGUUAGCAAUGGAAACAUCUUCAGUCCUCCUUGUGUGCAUCCUGGUGACAUGUUCAGUCUGGACAGUUUGUGGAAGAAGCUUUGUGGUAAACAUUGAUGAUCAGGAGCAGGUGGAGGUAGAAAUCUCCACGGAGGCCGGCAAGAUUCCAGGUGUGUGCUGGGCAUGCAAGUGGGCUUUAAAAAAGAUCAAGAAAAUCAUUGGAAAAAACACCACCUCAGAGGAGGUGAAGUCAAAGUUGAACGCCGUCUGCAAUGAAAUUGGCCUCUUAAAAGAUCUGUGCCGCAAAUUUGUGAAAAAACACCUCGGAGAAUUGAUUGAGGAGCUCACAACCAGUGAUGAUGUGAGGACGAUCUGUGUGAACACCAAAGCCUGCAAGCCAAAGGAGCUGUCUCACCUGAUCUUUUAUCCAGGAGACGAAGAUUCACAGGCUGAAAUUUAUGAUUUUUCCUGAUGUUAUACACAUGAAUAAAAAUCAAACUCUGCAUUUAAUUCGUAAGAAAAAACAUUAACUAUGUGUGCUUUGUGGUAGUGAGUGACUGGCCACACACACAGUGAUUAGAAGCAUUUGAUCAAAAAUCAUUUUCAGCUUUCUUUUAAUCGUAGCAUUUACUCUGUGUUGCACUUUGUCUUGUACAAUGACUUAGUUUUCAGUGCACAUGAUUUUAAUAAAUGUUUGCAUUUCAAAUUU
Seriola dumerili (greater amberjack) is the source of this 706-nucleotide messenger RNA. Its product is annotated as antimicrobial peptide NK-lysin-like. NCBI's taxonomy places the organism in Eukaryota, Metazoa, Chordata, Actinopteri, Carangiformes, Carangidae. The record is from RefSeq and is a predicted model, not a curated record. Bases 17 to 469 code for a protein of 150 amino acids. Gene Ontology annotation, biological process: defense response to bacterium; lipid metabolic process. The transcript has 5 exons.